Rhizophagus irregularis DAOM 181602=DAOM 197198 is the source of this 825-nucleotide messenger RNA. RefSeq lists its product as uncharacterized. The record is from RefSeq and is a predicted model, not a curated record. NCBI's taxonomy places the organism in Eukaryota, Fungi, Glomeromycota, Glomeromycetes, Glomerales, Glomeraceae.
AUGUGCCAAUCUGUGUGUUAUUUUAUGCGUCAAGUAUCAAUUGCAGAAGCUCCAACAUUGGAUGAUGAUUCAUUUGAGCCAAUCUUUGAUGGAGAAGACUCUGCUGAAACUUUUGCUGAAAUAGAUGAAAAUAGGGAACUGGACUUGCAAUCGCUAAUAGCAAUGCAUUUUUUUAAAGUAUUUGUUGAAUCAUCUAAAGCACGUUUUCAUCUAACAUUGAUACCUUGCCGUUGGUAUAAAGAUGAAUAUAUUAGUUCAAGUGAGGGUUAUUUUAAUGAAAAGGUUAUAGGCAACGGAAAUUUUAAUCAUAGUAGCACCUUUGAAUUUACCAGAAAGUAUACUAUAAAUGAUUUUUCAGAAGAAUACUCCAAACAAAUAACACGAAAACAACUGAAAUAUGGCAUUUUAAUGGAUGAAGCAAAAAAAGCCAUUCAGUUUGCAAUUUGUAAUAAUGAUGAAGAAUUAAUCAAACUUAUAAAGGAGUAUAAUGAAAGGAAAAAAGCUCAAUACAUUCAGGCGGAAUCAGUUAAGCAACAAAGAGCUUUAGCAAAUCGAUUAGCAGAAAAUGACAAUCAAGUUAUUUGUAGGCCAAAUGGAGUACUAAUUGAAUUUAAUCAAGUUUUAGAUCCAUUAAAACAUCAACCAAAAGGAAGACCACCUGGAAAACAUUUUAAAUCAUCCACUGAAUUGAAAAGUAAAAGUAAAAGUGAAGCAACUGAUGGGGCCGCAAGUGUGGUUUAUGUGGAGGAAAUGGACAUUAUCGUAGCACUUGUCCUUCAAAGUAGUCAUUUUAUGUACAACAAUAAAGUGAUUUUUAACUCUUGA